Messenger RNA from Thlaspi arvense, 2265 nucleotides. The record is from the annotation of a GenBank genome assembly. NCBI's taxonomy places the organism in Eukaryota, Viridiplantae, Streptophyta, Magnoliopsida, Brassicales, Brassicaceae.
AUGCAUGAGGAAACUUAUAAUAAUAUCUCAAAGAAGCAGUCAUCCAUGGCGGCCGUACUGCUCAGAUUCAUCGCUAGAAUCGUUAACCGGCCAACAGCAUCAGCCGCUUUCUCGACAAUUGGUGGUGGCGGUUGUACUUGUACGAGCAAGAAGCUAGAAGGCAAAGUAGCCCUCAUAACCGGCGGUGCAAGCGGACUCGGUAAAGCCACCGCCGGCGAGUUUACCCGGAACGGUGCUCGAGUAGUGAUCGCCGAUUCAAAUGCGGAAAGCGGGAUUAAAGCCGCUAAGGAGUUAGGUUCUGUUGCAGAGUUUGUGCGAUGCGACGUUACGGUGGAGGCGGAUGUCGCCGGAGCCGUAGAAAUGACGGUGGAGCGGCAUGGGAAGCUAGACGUGAUGUUUAACAACGCCGGGAUUGUGGGGCCCAUGAAUCCUGCAAGCAUAUCGGAGCUUGAUAUGAAGGAGUUCGAGAAAGUGAUGAGGAUUAACGUUAUUGGCGUAGUCUCCGGCAUUAAACACGCCGCCAAGUUUAUGAUUCCGGCUAGAUCCGGAUGCAUUCUGUGCACUUCAAGCAUGGCAGGUGUGAUCGGAGGGUUGGCCCCACAUUCAUACACAAUCUCAAAAUUCACAAUCCCCGGAAUCGUCAAAUCGGCGGCUAGCGAGCUCUGCGAACACGGCGUGCGUAUCAACUGUAUCUCACCGGGUACGGUGGCGACGCCACUGACUCUCGGUUACCUUCGGAAAGUGUUCCCGUCGGUGACGGAGGAUAAACUCCGGGAGGCAGUAAAAGGGAUGAGUGAGUUAAAAGGAGCCGAGUGCGAAGAAGCUGACGUGGCUAAAGCUGCUCUAUAUCUGGCCUCCGAUGACGGCAAAUACGUUACCGGCCAUAACUUGGUCGUCGACGGCGGCACGACUGCUUUCAAAAUAGCUGCCCGAGAUUCGAAACCUCUAACCUACCCGGAGGUUUCGCUUUCGAUGCUAGAUCUGAUAAUGGUUCUCACACUCGCGGAGCCAUGUGAUUGUGAUCGGCUUAAGCUUAAACAAGCAAAACAAACUUUUAAGAUGGGGUCAUCACAGUCUGCGCAAGUGGGAAACGAAGGAGAAGACGACGAUGAAGAAGAAGAAGAGGAAACCGACGGGGAAGAAGAAGAAGAGGAGGAAGACGACAAUGGCGGAUCGAAUAUAAGAGAGCUGGACAAUCUGCUGGUGAAGAGAGUUCUGGAGCAAGAGCCUGAGAUGUUACCGUGUCACGCUUCGGCUUCGCCGCUUUCCCCGCAGCUAUCAUCUCUCGGAACCCCGCGGAUUGGACCAUCGAUUAAGGUCUGGGAUCCGUACAACGUCCUCUCGCCGCCUCCUCCUCAUACUUCUCUCCUCCCUCCGCCUAUCUUCUCCCGAAUCGCGUCUGGAGACGGAGGUCGUGCCGUGACGGAGGUUUAUCUCAUCAGCCACGGAGAGUGCGACCUUAACCUAAGGCCUGAUCUGGUUGGAGGGAGAUGCCACGUCGCCGCGCUCACCGGCAACGGUGAACGCCAAGCCAGGGCUCUUUCCGUUUUCUUCAAAUCCCAAGGUGUUCGAUUCACGUCCGUCUACUCGUCGCCUCUGGAUCGAGCUAGAUCCAUGGCCGUUUCGGUCUGCCAGGAAAUGAGUUUUCCAGAGGAGCAUGUACAAUCCUCUGAUGCCCUUAUCGAGAUGAGCCUGGGAGAUUGGGAAGGUUGUAACCAGUCAGAGAUUUACAAUCCUGAGACUUUGAGCUUGAUCGAGAGAUGCCAGCCUGAUUUCUCAGCCCCAUCUGGAGAAUCACUCAGGCAAGUAGAAUUCCGAAUGGUCCAGUUCCUAAACGGAACAGUCUCAGGACUUGCAGAGAAGCUCAGGUCAGAUUUUUCCUCCACCACACAUCACAAUGAAUCACAUGAGCGUGAUGGGUUGCUUCACAAGCAUCGUCCUAGCCUUACAAGGAAGAAAUCUGGUAAAAGCAGGCUUCAAGUGAUGACAAAUCACGAGCCUGACGAUGAAGUAUCCCCAGGGGAAGAAGUUAACCAUAAUCACAGUGACCUGAGUGAUUCCUCUUCUGUGAUCUCGAACUGCAUUGGGGUUUUCACGCAUUCUUUGCCGAUAAAGUGUCUUCUUACCGGAGUCCUCGGGUGCAGUCCGGUAAUGACUCACAAGAUCUGUGUAGAGGACUCUUCAGUGACUGUGUUACAGCACUCGUGGAGAAAUGGGUGGCAGAUCAAACGAAUGAAUGAUACUUCUCAUCUUAGAUUGUUGUAG